AUGGAGGACCCCUUUUUGGCAUACUCGCCGUUUGCUGGUAGUGAUAAUCUCAUCUUGCGGCAUUCGCAUGAAAUCUUGAUUUCGUUUCUGAUAUACCACUUUGUGGUGGGCCUGUGGUUUGCACCACUGGCGAACCGGCUGGUAUUCGGGAAGCACUACACCCAGCUCGAGGACAAGAAGGUAAAGCUGAAUUUUGACAUCCACACGGUUUCCAUGGUGCAAUGCGUCAUCAGCCUGGCAUUGGCGUGGCCCAUCUUGCUGGAACCAUUAUCCACCAGUGUGGUGGCUUACCAAAGCUCCUACAACUCGAUGGUCGCUGCUGUGACGUGCGGGUACUUCGUAUGGGACCUGGUUGUGUGCGUCGAGCACUUUUCGAUGUUUGGAGUCGGGUUUUUGGGCCACGCUCUGGCCUCGCUGUAUGUGUUUGCCGUGUCCCUGACCCCGUUCUGCCAGUCCUGGAUUGGAAAGUUCCUGAUCUUCGAGGCUUCGACGCCGUUUGUGAAUGUCAACUGGUACAUUAGCCAGUUGUCGCGCUCCGCGACAAAACCUGUCGUUCCUCUGUGGUUUAACGCCCUCAAUGGGGCCCUGUUGAUACUCACGUUCUUUGUGGUACGCAUACUGUGGGGAUUCUCCGCGGUGUUUAUCCUCAUUCGUCAAUUUUGGAUGGAGAGACACGUUGUGCCAAUGUGGCUUCCGUUGACAGUCAUGCCACUGAAUGUAGGUUUGGAUGCCUUGAAUGUACUGUGGCUAAACAAAAUGAUGCGCAUCGCCAAAAAAAUGGCCCGUGGAUCCAAGAAGGAUAGUAAGAUGGGUUGA
Molecule: messenger RNA, 816 nt
Organism: Lachancea dasiensis
Lineage: Eukaryota; Fungi; Ascomycota; Saccharomycetes; Saccharomycetales; Saccharomycetaceae
Source: the annotation of a GenBank genome assembly